Onychostoma macrolepis is the source of this 5183-nucleotide messenger RNA. It is a transcript of the gene znf438, whose product is annotated as zinc finger protein 438. The record is from RefSeq and is a predicted model, not a curated record. NCBI's taxonomy places the organism in Eukaryota, Metazoa, Chordata, Actinopteri, Cypriniformes, Cyprinidae. Gene Ontology annotation, cellular component: nucleus. Gene Ontology annotation, biological process: regulation of transcription by RNA polymerase II. Gene Ontology annotation, molecular function: DNA-binding transcription activator activity, RNA polymerase II-specific; RNA polymerase II cis-regulatory region sequence-specific DNA binding. Bases 519 to 2822 code for a protein of 767 amino acids. The transcript has 6 exons.
AUAAGCAAAUAUAGAUGGUGUUAUGCUUAAAUAUUACGCUUUACAACAAACAUUAUUUGAUUUUGUAUUAAAAUGUAUGAUUUCGGAUUCUCUAUAUUGCGUUUAAGAUAAAUACCCCUCACUUCCACUUUGUAACAGCCACCGUUUGGGAUUUGAGGUCUCGUCCAAAAAUGGCUGUGGAGAAACAGUUAUGAAGAUGUGUCGAUCUACUCACCUAAUUAAUGUGGCGCAUGCUCCAAAUUAACCAAGAGUCCUCUGAUCAAGCCGGAGGACAUUUCUGGAAGGUGAGUGGAGGGCUGUGGAAGGAGAAGAGGAGGAAGAAGAGGAUUGUGGGCCAUCUUGGGACAGAGACACUGAAGAUUCUUUGGACAAUGUUUCCCAGAUUCUCCAACUCAUCAGAGAAACAGCUGCUAUAUCAGAGAGACCCUCUCUAUGGCAGGGAAAUGAGAGACAGCUCCUCCAUCACAUGACACGCGCUCUGAAGUCUGGAUUUACAACUGGUGCCUUUGUUGAACACAAUGUGGCUGAUUCCUGGGAGAUUUCAGAGGGACCUGGGGAUCUUCAGUGACAGUGUGGAAGAUAUGAAAACCCAAGAGCAUCGUUCCAGCCCUCUGAAAUCACACACACAAAGUGAUACACGGCCUCACUCCCAAAUGAAGGGUCUCCAGUUUCGCACCAUUGCCCCCAAAGCCCCAGCAGUGGUUCCGUCCUCUGCAGUUCUAUCCUGCCAACCUCCCUCAGCCCUUCCAGAAGCAUCCACGGCUGUCAGCCCCAAAUCCAUCCUUGUCCCUGCCCAGAACUAUGCACUCAUGCAGGUGGCUGGACAAGAGGGGACCUUCUCAUUGGUGGCCUUACCUCAGACACAACAGCAACAGCCAAUCCAGAAGAACCUUAAGCUGCCUAUUCCUAGAUACCAACCGGUGCGAAGCAAGAGCGCUCCAGAAAAAGGCAGUAGCAAGAUGCCGAGUCCAGCCAAGGUUUCUGCAACCAUACAAGCUCAAUCACCUGCUGUGAAAUCAGACCAGAGUUCAGACCCAGUAUCAGAGCAGCUUGUUAUGAUUGAUGCUCCUACUUCAUCCGAAAUCAACGUUGCACCCUUGCUCCCAGGUUCACAGACAGAUCGAAAAGUGGAACAAAAAAGUGAUGCCGGUCCACUCAAAAACCAGCACUAUCCUUCUGGAACCUCCCUUGUUGCCCCUGUCAAGAAAAUCUCACCGGUUAAAACCCAAAUAGAGGGUCAAGCCUCGGCUGGCAGUGCCAUCACAGUCCUUUCACCCACUAUCUUUAGCAAAGCUGUUCAGAUCAUUCCAUCUCCACCCAAGGGCAAGCUGCCCAUCCUGCCCUAUGCCAAGGUGAAGAACUCCCUCCUGGCACCAACCAGCCUCGCCAGCACCCCAUUCUCAGAGAAGCAGACUGGAGCCAAAAGCAGCCUGAAAAGCCCCCCAGACGACAAAAUCAAGUCCACAGACAGCAAAGUUAAAAGUGAAAGCCUAAGCCAAGACCACAACAACACCCAAAUCAAGAAACCUCCAGGCAAGAAACGGGGGAGGAAGAGAAAAACAAUGGAGGAUAUCCUAGCCUUCGAAGCCCGAAAGAAGAGAUCCUUGUCGUUUUUCAGAAGGAGGGUACCUGAGAAACCUCCAACUGGUGUGUCGAAUUCUGCCUCUCAAGAGAAGCUGCUUGACAUAUCCAAAAAGUAUCGGAGUAUUCGUCCCAAGCCGGUACUGGUAAUGGAAACCACUAUUCCACAACUUGUUCCGCUCCCUUCCUUGUCAACAUCGGAGAACCUCGAUCAGGAGCUCGUAUUAGGCCAGCAGAUAUCAGGACAGCAAUCGAGUGCUCCACAGCCUUCGCAAGCUACUGAUCAGCAGCCUGUGGUAGAAUGUAAAGGUGGUGGAGGAGUGAUUUACACGGGAAGUCGUCCGCUGCAUCGAUGUCCUACCUGCAACAGGUGUUUCCAGUUCAAGCAUCACUUGCAGAGCCACAUGAAUAGCCACAGUAACCUGCGGCCUUACGUCUGCCCGGUAUGCAGGAAGGCCUACGCUCAUUCAGGCAGUCUUAGCACUCAUAUGAAGCUGCACCAUGCAGAAAGCAGGCCCCGGAAGAGCCUUUGUUGUGAAUUCUGUGAGAAGUCAUUUGGUUAUGUGGGUGUCUACUUUAGCCACUUGAGAGAGGUGCACCGGGUAAUACUUACUGUUGAACCGUCCAUCAGUCAACACGAAGAAAACAUGUCUGUUGGAGAGUCUUCGGAAGCUGAUGAACAGGCCUCAGAACAACGUGUUGACCCAGUCGAGCUACAAAUUAAGUGUGGGCGCUGCCAGGCCAUCACCCCUACCUUUGCUGACAUGAAGCUGCAUUUGUUGUACGUGCACGGAGAGGAGGUUCAGGUGCGACUGAGGGAUGGGGCCAUGCGUGGGGGCCGUGAAGCAGAGGAUGAACUGGUCAAACAUGCAGCACAUUACUGGAGGCAGCUCAAUGAGAAACGUAACCUAGUGCACUGCGGCACCUGCGACGAGGAGUUCUCCUUUUCCAAGUUCAAACGCCACCUCCAUUCUCACCAUCAAGAAGCUAGAGAGAGUCAAGAAGAGGAGGACAAAGAGGAGAUGAUAGGUAAGGAGGGCCAUGUAUUAAGGGGCCUCAGUAAAGGUAUAUCCCUAAGGGUGGGGUCUCACUUUAACUGCAUCCUUUGCAGUAAGGUGUUUAAUAAGAAACAGGACGUUAUUGAGCAUUGGCGGGCACAGCACAACUGUGAAAAUCCCACCCUUCUAUGGGAUGUCCUGGACUUCAAAGGGGAGAGCAAGCUUACUGAUGGGCCAAAUUAACUGCAAAUGGGUAAUUUAUUCUUUGCUCCAUGUGUCGACUGUGUGGUUCAUGCAGGAUGCAGUGACGUUAAUGCAAAAAAAAUCCACUAACUGACUUUUUAUGUUGUUCUUGUUUUGUUUUGCACUGUUUUUUUUAAUAUCACAAAUGUUGUUUUGUAAUGCUUGAAUUUUGUAAUGUUUUAUGUUUGGUAUUUUUCUUUAACGUGCAUAAAAGCAGAAGAAAAUAAUCUAUAAAAUUCACAAACCGUAAAUUCAGUCAUAACCAUGGCCCAGGUGCAGAUGUAAUAUAACCGCCACAAAUAGAAAAACCUAAGGAUGAUAAUUAUAAUUUUUAAGGUUUGUGAACACAGUGUGUUAGUAACUGCUUCAGUUGAGUGAAUCAGGUGAAACAGACUAACAAAGGCUCAUCAAAAACACAUUGCCACUCAGACAAAUUGAAAAUUUGCUAUACUCUGAAUACAAAUGGGGAAUGAUUAGCAUGCUUGAAAUAAUAUGUCAAAGAACAUUCAAAGUAACACAAAUUAUCAGUGACAUUCCACCAACACAUAUACAUAAUCACACAGUUUCAGUCCUCAUUCCACAGCUAAAAUAAAUACUGCCAGAAAACCUCUGCUGACUUCUCAGUCUAAGACAAGCAGGUCCACUAGUAAGGAUUUAAAAAAUAAUAAUAAACUCAGUUUGGCCAAUCUUUAACUGUUAAAUUUAGUAUGAAUGUGUGUAUGUGCUUCAUUAAAUAUUCUAUGUUGUAUUUUUGGAUGGAAAUGUUAUGUAUUUAAAAUAUGUUGUUGUUUUUUUUACAUGGUGAAAUGUGGUGAUUUAUUUAUAUUAACAGUCUAUUCAAACAUAUUUCUGUUCAUAAAAAAAAUGUCAGGGUAAAGGAAUGUUAAAAAAAGCCUCCUAAUUGUUAUAUAUGUAUACUUGUAUAGAUAGAUUACAAAUAUAUCUAAAAAAUACUAUAUACAGCUGUAUAUUGAGAAUAUAUAUUUACACAAAGACUUCCCCUACUGUUUUGUUCUAAAAAAUUAACAAUGAAAUAUAUUUACCUGUUACAGUGUCUUAAAUGUUAAACCUGCAGCUUCAGCUACAUUACCAGUCAAAGGUUUGAGCACACUUGACAGAAUCUUUGGCUGAUGAUUAAGCUAUGCUUAAAUUUUAAAACACCUUUUUAGGCCUUACGUAAAAGACACCUAUGUGUAAUUUGUUUUUACUUUUAACUUUUCAUUAAAAUGAAAAAAAAAAAAGGAUGAUGGACUGAAUAGUAAAGAAAGCAGCCAAUAAGUGCCCAGCACUUCGCAGGUGGAUUCUUCAUUACUUUGUUGAGAGAUUGCCCAGAGUGUACGAAGCUGGAAUCUAGGCUGCUUAAAGGCUGAAAUACACUACAUGAUUUUUCCCCAUUUUGCAGUCUGGAAGAGUCUAUUCUAGUUUCCAAAAGUUACAGCCAGUUUGCCAAUUUUGGGUGGUCGAAGCUGACAAAUUUUAGAAAAUCACAGCGUAUAAUGGGUGCAUUUUUUUAGCUUCAGACAAUGAUUCAUUCCAGUUGGAGGAUAUCAGACAUAUUUGAUAUUUUUAGCCGAUUUUAAAACUUCAAAGUCUGGUAGUGUGUAAUCCUUUAAGUGUUUUAGUCGACCAGUGUAUGAAUCUGUUCAGUGUUGUAGCGUAUUCCAGCCUUAAAAUAAAAUAUAUUUUUGUCAUCAAAUAGUUCAAUUUUUUUUCAUAGUUGACUUUACUAUUCUGAAAAUAUAAACAUUAGUAAUGAUAAAGAGUAAGUGUGUUCAAACCUUUGACUGGUGUUCGAUCUGUAAACAGUCAUCUACUUUAACUGGUGCUGUAUAAAGCGAACAAAUAAAAGUUGACUAACGUUACAUUCUUGACAUAAAACGAACAGCAAAUCCCAAAGCACCAUUUCAUUUGUCUUUCAAAGUUGAGUUCAUAUUUUAGAUAACCUAAAGUCAGUAAUGUUGCUCUUAACAGUCAAUAAACAGAUAAAUGCUGCUUGUCUUGUUGAAAUUACCCCGCAAGUGUCUUCGUAGUAGAACGUGUCUUUGGUGGAUUGCUCCUGACUUAAGCCUGAUUUACCUUAAAAAAUGUUUUUAAAUGUGGUCUUAUUAUAUUUAAAGUGAUUGAUUGUUUAAUGAUGGACAUUUGAAAACAUUUGAAUCGGUUUCACUUAACAAGCCAGUAAUGGCACAAGUGUCUGGUAGCAUUUCCAGUUCUGAAGAUUUCCCCGCCACUGUGAUAGUUAAACGUGUCUGUUUGUGGCUUUAGAUAAACUAAGCCCUAAAUAGCAUUUGUACGAGAGAGAGCAUCGUCCCUGCAUUAUUGAUUAUUGGUGCCUAAAUAAAAAAGAAAUAACUAACGACA